This is a messenger RNA of Aspergillus calidoustus, 1098 nucleotides long. The record is from the annotation of a GenBank genome assembly. Lineage: Eukaryota; Fungi; Ascomycota; Eurotiomycetes; Eurotiales; Aspergillaceae.
CGGAGUAUAAGAAUCGAAUGCCCCGGAGAUCGUCUUCUGGUCGCACAACAUCAAGCAUCCUUUAAUUUUUGCUUUCCGUCGGCAGCCAUUGAGCCUCUGUGUCACCCACCAUGGACUCUCGCGUGCUCUCGUCGCUUCCGGCGUUUAUCGUCCCGUAUGCAGAACUGACUCGCAUGGUCCAUCUCCCCGUCGGGACGGUGAUUCCAUACUUUCCCGUCCUCAUCGCGAUCCUCCACGUCGCGGCAAUCGCACACCUCGACCCAUCCCACAUCCUAACUUGCUGCCUCAAAUGGCUCGUCCUCUCGAGUCUCUACAGCGCGUACGGAUGCGUAGUCGACGACAUCGCAGACAAAGACCUCGACAGUAAAGUCGAGCGGUGCCAGAACCGGCCGCUAGUCCGCGGCGCGAUCUCCAUGACGGCGGCAUGCAUCUUCGCCACGACAAUCAUGGCGUUCAACACAAACGUCACGCUUUCCUUCUUCCCAUCCCAGCCUGCAAUCCAUGUUCCGAUUACGAUCAUCUGCCCGGUCAUCUACCCGUUCCUCAAGCGAUUCACACACUACGCGCUCCUGUAUCUCGCCCUGCUCUACACGGUCACUGCAUUCAACGCCUCGCGCACCGUCGGCUUCGACAUCUGGACCAACGCCGCGCCCAACGCACCCGCCGUCCGCCUCUCCGCCCUCGCCCUCAACGCCGCCGUCUUCGUCGCAAACCUCACCGUCGAGACAAUCUACCACCACGCGGACCUGGCCGACGAUCUCAAGGCGGGGAUCAAGACCGUCGCCGUGCGGAUCCGCGGGUUCGCGAAACCCGUGCUGUACACGCUUGCCCUGCUCUACCCGGUCCUCCUGGUCGCGACGGGGGUUACCGCGGAGUUUGGGAAAUAUUACUUCUCGGGCGCGGCGUGUUCGGCUGCGUUGCUGUUUACGCUCGUUGCCAGGGUCGAUCUGGCCGUGCCCAGGAUGUGUGAGGUUUAUUUCUUUAUUGGCAAUAUUGGGGUGAUGACCUUGUUGGCCGGGGCGCUGUUUGCCGAGUUUCGGUUUGCGGUGUGAGGGGUUUGGUUGCUUGCUUGACGGGUCCUGGGAAGGUGUGGUGGGA